AUAGCCUACGUACUCCUCCAACAACCCACCAAGCUAUUAGCUCCUGAAAAAUACUACAAGCUAUGGCUUCCAAGAAUCUCCCUGCCUUCAUUUUUAUUCUUUCUAUCCUAAUCUCCUCGACAUUCUCAGAUGCUUGCGGUUCUUGCCAGCCUAAGCCAAAGCCAACGCCUCCUGCAGUGUCUCCUCCUUCCAAGCCAAGUUGCCCAAUAGAUGCAUUGAAGCUAGGGGUUUGUGCAGACCUUCUUGGACUUGUCAAUGUUGUAGUGGGGGAUCCUCCUUCAGGCAGCAAGUGCUGUGCUGUGCUUCAGGGUCUAGUUGAUGCAGAAGCCGCUUUGUGUCUAUGCACUGCUAUUAAAGCAAAUGUUCUUGGAAUCAACUUGAAUGUGCCUGUUUCACUCAGCUUGCUUGUCAGUGCUUGUAGCAAAUCUGUUCCUCCUGGCUUCCAAUGUCCAUCCUAGAUAUAGAUCUGGCCAUUCUCUUUUGUGUGUUUUGUGAGUAAAUGUGAAAAUGCUGUUGUUGUUGUUAAUGAAUUGGUCAUCCGGGGCGGGGGGUUGUUCGUGGGUUUAGUUUCUUGUGAUGUACUUUGUUUUCCUCUCUGUAUCUUUGUUGUUGCUAAUUGAUGUGUGAUUUGGUGAAAUAACCAGGUAAACCCUGUUUACCUUCGCCUCUUAUGUAUUACUUCAUGAUUAAUGCAAGUUACUAUCAUGAAUUAGAUCA
Ricinus communis (castor bean) is the source of this 717-nucleotide messenger RNA. Its product is annotated as 14 kDa proline-rich protein DC2.15. The record is from RefSeq and is a predicted model, not a curated record. The coding region runs from base 63 to 458 and encodes 131 amino acids. The transcript has a single exon. Lineage: Eukaryota; Viridiplantae; Streptophyta; Magnoliopsida; Malpighiales; Euphorbiaceae.